AUGUCACGUGCUAAAUCGCGCAUACAGACGGAUGUGUGUGGGGACUGUGGAAGUGCGGAUCCGUCCUGGGCAUCGAUCAACCGUGGCAUACUGCUCUGUGCUGACUGCUGUUCGAUCCACCGCAGCCUAGGAAGACACAUAUCCCAGGUGAAAUCUCUGCGGCAGGGUAGUUGGCAACCGUCCGUGUUGAACUUUGUCAACCAGCUUAAUGCACACGGUGCCAAUAGUGUAUGGGAACAUUUGCUGCUCGAUUCGGCAGCACCGAAGAAUCUGAAGCGUAAACCCACUCCCAAGGAUGCAGUCCAUCCAACCAAGGCAGACUUUAUCCGCGCAAAGCACGUCCAGCUGGCAUACGUGCUGAAGCCUACAUUUCAGGCAGAAGAAGGAAGCAGCUUGGAGCUGGAACUAAGCAAACAGCUGCACGCCAGUGUGCGGGCCGGAAACUUGGAAACUUCCCUGCGCUUACUUGUCCAGGGAGCGGAUCCUAAUUUCUAUCACGAAGAUAAAGGUUCUACGCCGCUGCAUGUGGCGGUAAAGUCGGGCCAACUGUCCCAGAUCGAAUUGUUGCUCGUGUACGGUGCCGAUGUGAAUGCACUAGAUGCGCAAGGAAAUACUCCGCUUGAGUUGGCCAGACAGGCGAAACAUAGUGUCAUCGCGGAACGUUUGCUUGAAGUCAUGUACGAGGUGACCGACCGGUUGACAUUCUUUCUAAUUGGCAAAAAACCAAACCAUGCGUCUGGACAACAUCUACUAAUCCCUGGCCAGUCAAAAAAGGAAAUGAGCGAACAGCUGAAGAUUGCUCGCGGAAAGUUACAGCUUGUCCCGAACCGAAUGUUUGAAGAGCUGGUGAUGGAUUUGUACGAUGAGGUGGAUCGCCGCGAGACAGAAGCAAUUUGGGCUACAAGCGCCCUAAAUCCGGACUCCGGUGCCGUACCGUUUCUUCCUACCAAUCCUCAUCUUAGUGCCACAAGAAAUCAGGGACGUCAAAAGUUGGCACGCUUCAGUCAGCAAGAGUUCGCCGGAUUGCUAAUGGACGUACUGCUCGAUGCCCACCGGCGUCAGAAUAUGGCCAAUCUGCGUCCCAUUGAUGGACCGCUGCCAGUUGGGUUGGCACAGCUAAAGGCGGCCGCCCUGGUUCCCGGCGGCGCCGGUGGUGGAAUCCGCGAUUCAAAUCUCUCUGACGACGAGCCUCUAUACGAUGCGGUUGCGUCCGACGAUGAUUAUGCUGCGUUGGCGCCCGUAGCGCAACAGGCACUGGUAAACAAAUCCUCCCCGGCGGCCGUUUCCAACGUGGAGGUGGAAACGUUACGCCAACGAAUACAGGACCAAGAGCUGACUAUACACGAGCUGCGCAGCAUGAUACAAAAGCUGGCCUCGGAAAAUAAUCAGCUAAAAUCGACGAUUGACACGAAGGACCAUGAGGUGCAACUCCGGAUUGAUUCCCAUCUAAAUGGAUCCGGUGCGAGCGAAGGUUCACCGGAACGGGAUCUCACCACACAGGAGGCAAAACAGGCAGCUGCAGCGGCCGCUGCAUACGCGAAACGUCCUGUCAGUAUGUACGAAACGCGACAAACGCCCCGUGAUGAAAGUCGACCACCGAUUACGCAGAGCCUCUACUCAAUGGCACCCGCGUCUGCGGCAGCUAGUGGCAAUAUGGCCAUGGACACAAGCACAUCCAGCAAUGGGGGCAGCCCAUUACCCUCGUUCGAGGAAGUCAAACGCCGCACGGAUGUAGUGGCCCGACGCAUUAAGGAUUUGUUCGCCGCCAUGAAGGAUCUAUCGCAGCGGGAAGCAUUUGUACCGAGCGCAGAACGCAUCCGUCUAGCCGUGAUAGACCUGAUGGCGCUAUUUCCCGCCUCUCUCAUUGCCAGCGAAUCGUUGCGUGGUGCCCUACAGCAGCUUAACUUCCACGGCAACCUGAUCCAGGCGGAAUGUGCCCGACUGCAGCAAUGCUUAGCGGCAGACAGUGCAGCGGGUGGAGGCACGGUACCGAACGGUGGCCCAACCGGUACUGGUAAACCAUUGACCGAAAGUAUUCAGCAAAGCAUGGAGCAGGUGCGUGGUUGCGCAUACGAUCUUGCAAUGUCGACGAAAAUUCUCAUCACUCACCUGCAGCAGUCUUAG
Molecule: messenger RNA, 2124 nt
Organism: Anopheles marshallii
Lineage: Eukaryota; Metazoa; Arthropoda; Insecta; Diptera; Culicidae
Gene: Git
Product: ARF GTPase-activating protein Git
Exons: 6
Coding region: 1-2124 (707 amino acids)
Biological process (GO): regulation of ARF protein signal transduction; brain development
Molecular function (GO): GTPase activator activity; protein binding
Source: RefSeq, a predicted model, not a curated record